Molecule: messenger RNA, 2047 nt
Organism: Cornus florida
Lineage: Eukaryota; Viridiplantae; Streptophyta; Magnoliopsida; Cornales; Cornaceae
Product: probable serine/threonine-protein kinase PBL17
Exons: 6
Coding region: 464-1756 (430 amino acids)
Biological process (GO): protein phosphorylation
Molecular function (GO): ATP binding; protein kinase activity
Source: RefSeq, a predicted model, not a curated record
UACAAAUUAGAGUCAAAAUAUCAACAAGUUGAACCAAUAAUGGAUUUCUAGAAGUAUUUUGGCAUUUUCCUUCAAUGACUAAACCAAUGACCGAUCAACGGAUGAACGUAAAGUUUGAAAGAGAGAGAGAGAGAGAGUUUUGUUUUUAUAUCAACAUCCUCUAUCAGUUUGUUGUUGUUGUAUCUACAUCUCUUCACUAUAGCGAAUAGAGACUUUUGGUGUCGAAAAACACCAAUUUUUUUGGCGGCUAAGAUCGCAAUCCAAGGAAUUCUGUAUAAUUUCAGGCUACCCAUUUGAGAUUUUGACAGACCCAGAUCGAAUCCGAGAUUGGUCGAUGAGGAAACCGAUGAUUUGGUCAUGACCCAUCAUCCAAGUGUGAGUGAACUCACUAGGGUUUUAUGCUGUCGAUAAGAAAAUGACGGAGAGGGAUAGAAACGUAAAUCUUGUUUCUUAAAUCAGAUUCAUGGGGACUUGUUUUAGUAGUGAAGAGGAGGAACAACAGCAACAAAACCACAAACCUCUUCAAAACAAGCCAGCAGAGUCACAUGGGAUCAAAAGUGAAAGCAGCAUCUUGGUUAUUCCCAAAAAUGUGAGGGAUCUUCGCCAAAAUCCUGGAUAUUGUAAUGUUGAUAGCUUUACAUAUGAAGAAAUGAGGCUGGCCACCAAGCACUUCCGGCCUGAUCAAGUUCUUGGCGAUGGUGGGUUCGGGAUGGUCUAUAAAGGAGUUAUAGAUGAGAAGGUCAGACUGGGUUACAAAACCACUCAAGUUGCCAUUAAGGAGCUUGAUCCAGAAGGGAUCCAAGGCGACAGAGAAUGGCUGGCAGAGAUCAACUACUUAGGGCAGCUCUGUCACCCCAAUCUCGUUAAGCUUAUUGGGUACUGCUGUGAGGAUGAACACAGAUUGUUGGUUUAUGAAUAUAUGGCUUCCGGGAGCUUGGAUAACCACCUCUUUCGCAGAGUGUGUGCCACGCUAACAUGGUCAAGAAGAAUGAAGAUUGCUUUGGAUGCCGCAAAAGGGCUUGCUUUUCUUCAUGGUGCUGAAAGACCCAUCAUAUAUCGGGAUUUCAAGACAUCUAACAUCCUGCUAGAUGUGGAUUUUAAUGCAAAGCUUUCCGACUUUGGGCUCGCAAAGGAUGGGCCUAUGGGAGACCAGACCCAUGUGUCAACUCGUGUUGUGGGCACUUACGGAUAUGCAGCUCCUGAAUAUGUCAUGACUGGCCAUUUAACUGCUCGAAGUGAUGUUUACGGUUUUGGGGUCGUGUUACUUGAGAUGCUAAUUGGAAGGAGAGCGAUGGACAAGGGCAGGCCUAGUCGAGAACAUAACUUGGUUGAGUGGGCUCGUCCACUCUUGAACCAUAAGAAGCAGCUUCGGAGGAUUUUAGACCCUAGAAUGGAAGGACAGUACUCAUCUAAAGCUGUCCAAAAGGUGUCCAAUUUAGCAUACCAAUGCCUCAGCCAAAACCCAAAAGGGAGGCCUGUCAUGACCCAAGUGGUCGAAAUUCUCCAGACUCUUCAGACUCAAGAGGGAAGCCGAGAAGAAGUAAUGCUUCAAGGCGGGGGUAGUAGUGUAACGCUUCACGAAGCUCAAGAGAACAAACCUAAAACUCCAACAGAAAAGAAGAGAUGCCCAAUCAGAAAUGACACACAGAGAGAAGCUGAGGAGCCUCGAAGGGGCAAGGGUGAGCAUCCAAAGGAGUGUGAUCUUUAUAGCCCUUAUCUGGACAUCGACGAGAGAUCAGUUUCUAUGGCAAGCUGAACUUAGAAGUCAAAUAUGAAGGGAAAUGAGCUAGCAUAAGAUGUAUCAACCAGUCUCUCAUUUGUUAAGUCUUUUUCCCUUCUGAGAAUUCCUUGUUUUUGGUCUGUUAUUUAGAGGAACUUUAGAUGUUUAAUUACUGAUAUUUUCCUAUUUACUUGCUCAGAUAUCAAUUAUUUUUUUUUUAAUGUGCAACUAAGGUAGUGCAAUAGCAUUAAUGUUAUCAUUUGGAUAAUGAAUGUAUCCAACAAAAAAACUGUAGUUCAAUGAAGUGUUUUACUUUAAAAAGAAUUA